Ostrinia nubilalis (European corn borer) is the source of this 3193-nucleotide messenger RNA. RefSeq lists its product as uncharacterized. The record is from RefSeq and is a predicted model, not a curated record. Gene Ontology annotation, cellular component: nucleus. Gene Ontology annotation, molecular function: DNA-binding transcription factor activity, RNA polymerase II-specific; RNA polymerase II transcription regulatory region sequence-specific DNA binding. NCBI's taxonomy places the organism in Eukaryota, Metazoa, Arthropoda, Insecta, Lepidoptera, Crambidae. The transcript has 3 exons. Gene Ontology annotation, biological process: regulation of transcription by RNA polymerase II; embryonic pattern specification; embryo development. Bases 712 to 2424 code for a protein of 570 amino acids.
CGAGGCGUGUAGUGCGGCCGGAUCGGACCGCGACCCGCGCGCCGCCGGCACCCAGCUACUGCACUCGACCUGACUGGUCACCGGGACUCUCAGGACUUGCUGUGCCACGAGGGUGUUCAUGAACUAACUCGAAACUUGUUCUGGAAGGUAGAGACGAAGUGCUACAUCUCGUGCUUUAUUCACUGGAGUGUUAUUCAGAUUCUGGUGGUUUAUUGGAUCGCUUUUACAUCCACGAAGAUAGACGUCCGGUUUGGUGCUUUGGGCGUGACGCGAGAUAAAGGAUCGACUCCCACAACGACGACAUCAUGGAAAGCAUAUUCAAGUACCACGCCUCCGCCGCUGAGAGCUUCAUAAACUGAGUUCUUGACGACAGUGACCAGGGUUGGGGUGAAUAAUGGGAAAAAGGAACGGACGGAUCAAGUUCGCACAUUCCAUUGGUCCGCCGGCCGAGCCCAGCACGCCGGGCCCGCGCGAGUAGCACCCCAGCCCACGCGCGCACACCUGCACUUCAGUUACCGACGCUCUAGCGACUGCCAAUAAAGUACAAGUCAUACCGGGUUAUAAAUCACUUAUUUAAAAUUAGAUGUAUUUACUGUAGUACAAAGACAAAGCGAACGCAAACAGUGAAAGUUUGCUUUAUGUAGCAAAACCGAUUGAUGUAGAAGACCGAACCGAGUAGACGUCCUCGGUUGAAUAAUUGAAACGGCAGACAUGACGGCCACUGCCCCAGAACUGUCAAAGUCGGAUUUCUUUGAUUUCGUGACGUCGCAUGAAGUUACUGAUGCCCAAUAUAAACAACAAAUGCGAUCUGUGAAUGUGUUCAUGGAAUCUCCAGACUCCAGAUCGAAUCCGUUGCUCUCGGAAGAGCCCAAGGAACAGAACAACAACAACCUCUUGAGUAUCGCGGGUCCGCAAGCGACCGCCACCGCAGGCAUGGCCACGGCGACCACUUCCACCACCUUACAAAGUUUUGACUCUAUCUGGAACGUGGAUCGCGACCGCGAUCGAAUAGAUACAGCCAUGUUAGAAGAUCUUAACAAGUAUUACUGGAACCCACCAGAAAGUGAAAUCAAUGGCUCACAUCCUAUCUCUGAUACAGCUAUUUCAAAUAAACUAAUCAGUAAUACUGAUGGGCAAAUAUACACAUUAACCGUACUCAACCAAGAUAUAAAUGAAACGAGUACAAAUCGGUACUGGGGAAAAGACGAAGAAGUAUCAAUGUCGAGUCCAACGGACAUUGAACAACCGCCAUCUUUAGACUUGGAAUCGAUACUGAAUAUGAAUGGGUUCCCCAACGAUUUCAACCAAGAUUUACCAAAAGUAGAUGGCUUCAACUAUGAAGACGCUGAUUCAGAAAAUCAAAGUAACGAUAUGAAUACGAGUAAUUUAGUAAAGGUUGAACCUUACAACUACGAUGAAACUGAGUUUGCGAGUAAUGAUAAGACUGAUGACCCUCACAGUCCUAUCGUUGGAACACCAACCAUUUUAGAAAGCCAAGUUGAAUUCAAUAAUAACAAUAAUGAUUGGAAAUUAACAGAUCAAAACGAAACAAAUGAAUCAUUAUUAAGGAGUGCGUUACAAGGAAAAGCAUUCAUUAGAUAUAGCACUAUACAAAAAAAUACAAUUAAAUUAGAUGGAAGUACGGAACUCAAGAGAGUUAUCAUUAACAACAACAACAAAGCAGAUGUACCGUCUAUGUAUCAAGAUAAUAAGGAAACAGAUCAGGAACUCUUAAUGGCGAUAGGGCCACCCAAUGGUAAUGUAAACAUAUCAAUUUUGUUAGAAGAUCCUAAUACAACUGUUAUAACAAAUGGUGAGAACCCGUCAUCAACUCAAAGCGUUGAUGACAUUCUGCUAUCGAACCUAGAUGCCAAUUACCCUGAGGACUACGAAAAGUUAAAACGAAUAGCGACGGAGCUGGGAGAGUCUAUGCAAACGUUUUGCACGGUGGAAACGCUGGAUCCUACCAGAAGCGUCUACAACAUACAUCACGUAAACGGUGAGCUAGUGACAAUGAUCCCUGCCAGUGAUGUCCAGUUACCCCAGCAUUUACAAAUAGUAACAGCCUCGCCGACUGUGACCAGCACAAAAACUCUUAGCAAAAAACACAAAAGGCUACAGAAUAAAAACUCACCGCCUGCCGCCCAGGCGCAGUCGGGCACCGCAAUCCAGGCGGCGACGUCAACGUCGAACGGCGUAAGAAAAGAAAGAUCUCUCCAUUACUGCUCAAUUUGUUCGAAGGGAUUUAAGGAUAAGUACUCGGUGAACGUGCACGUGCGGACACACACGGGGGAGAAGCCGUUCUCGUGCUCGCUGUGCGGGAAGAGCUUCCGGCAGAAGGCGCACCUCGCCAAGCACUACCAGACGCACAUCGCGCAGAAGACCGCCGCCGCCAACGGCGCGGUCAAGCCCAACAAGAGGUAACCGCGCCGCCUCGUCCUCCCCGCUUCACAUUGAUAGUCAAUUGAACUUUGUCUCGGUGAUAAACAAAAUGUACUCUUUAAACGUAUACCUAAAGGCUGAAGUAUCACAGAUGAAUUUGGUAAGGUGCUAAUUAAUUUAGUAGUUUAGAACAAUAAGGCAGUCGCGAAGGAGAGAUUUGAAGGUUCUUGGCCGUUAUCUUAAUUGUUAAUUCGUAUGUAAUUCCGCCCGUUACCGAAUACUUUUUAGCUUUAGCUAAGAACAGGUACUAUUAAGUGUUUAAUUACGAGAUUAUGAUAUAUCAUAUUUAUUAGUCAUAAUAAUGUUAGUUUACAAUAAAGUCAUACGUAUUUUCAUGCAUUUCGUGUAGGUGUACGAGUAAUUUGGUUCCUGAAAUGUCCUGAAUUCAUGUCUGUUCGCUCGCGUACCACUUACGCAGAGCCAGACGAUCCCAUAUUUUCGAUUUUGUCCGUUCUGUGUAAUCCUAUCGAUCGAUAACUAAAUGAAACAGCCAUCAGAUAACCGCCUCCGACAAUAAUGAGCAGUGCUGGGAUUACUGCUCGCCGCCGCCGUAAUUUCUCCCGCUGUGCAAACGACUAAACUUUCUAAAAAAUAAAAAAAAACAGAGUAAAAGAACGAGUAUUCACUACCUACCAUCUUUCACCGCUUAAAUAUCUAUAAGGCGGAGCGGUGUUCGCAGAUCUGUUCACGGUGUUAUUUUUUCCUCAUACUCAGCACAUGAAUGGCACUAUCAUUUUAGACGGCGCGGUAC